Cornus florida is the source of this 897-nucleotide messenger RNA. RefSeq lists its product as uncharacterized. The transcript is spliced from 4 exons. The record is from RefSeq and is a predicted model, not a curated record. Gene Ontology annotation, molecular function: RNA-DNA hybrid ribonuclease activity; nucleic acid binding. The coding region runs from base 1 to 897 and encodes 298 amino acids. Lineage: Eukaryota; Viridiplantae; Streptophyta; Magnoliopsida; Cornales; Cornaceae.
AUGGAGGCUUACAUUGAUGAUAUGGUGGUCAAAAGUAAGAAGAAAGCUGAUCAUGUGCAGCAUCUUCGAGACGUGUUUGAUGUGUUACGGCGAUAUGGAAUGAAGCUCAAUUCGACCAAGUGCUCAUUCGGUGUAAGUUCAGGCCAAUUCCUAGGGCACGUGGUUAAUCUCAGAGGCAUCGAGGCAAGCCCUGCCCAAGCAGAUGCUCUAACUAAGAAUGCCGAGCCGACGACAAUCAAAGAAAACCUUCCGGUACUGUCAGCCCCAGAAUCAGGCGAAAAGCUGUUUUUGUAUCUUGGAGUAUCCAGCAUUGUGACAAGUGGCGUUCUGAUCCACUACGCAGAAGGGAAGCAAUAUCCAGUGUUCUAUGUUAGUAAGACAAUGACUGAGGCCGAAAGACGUUAUUCAAAGGCAGAGCGGACGCCAGAAGGUACAGCCUUAAGCCAAGCGCUUCGGCUUGAAUUCGCAGCCACGAACAAUGAGGCAGAGUAUGAAGCGUUGCUGACAGGAAUAAAGCUUGCCAAAGAACUUAAGGUCAGGAAUUUGAAUGUUUUCAGUGACUCACAGUUAAUCAUUCGGCAAGUGAGGGAGGCUCGGCAAAUAUUACGAGCUAUUCAUGAAGGCGUAUGUGGAAACCACUCAGGGGGGAGAUCAUUAGCACACAAAGCAAUGGCUCAAGGGUACUUCUGGCCAAACAUGUCACGAGAUUCGGAAGAAUUGUCCAGAAGGUGCGAUAAGUGCCAAAGGUUCGAACCACUGAUUCACCAACCGCUUAAAGACUUGCAUGUAAUGGUCAUAUCAUGGCCUUUCGCACAAUGGGGGAUGGAUGUAGUUGGUCCUCUACCAACUGCCAGAGCUCAAACAAGUAUGUGUUACUGGUACAGACUACUAGACUAA